Opisthocomus hoazin is the source of this 1392-nucleotide messenger RNA. RefSeq names its product tRNA splicing endonuclease subunit 2 (gene TSEN2). The record is from RefSeq and is a predicted model, not a curated record. Gene Ontology annotation, molecular function: nucleic acid binding; tRNA-intron lyase activity. Lineage: Eukaryota; Metazoa; Chordata; Aves; Opisthocomiformes; Opisthocomidae. Gene Ontology annotation, cellular component: tRNA-intron endonuclease complex; cytoplasm. Gene Ontology annotation, biological process: tRNA splicing, via endonucleolytic cleavage and ligation; tRNA-type intron splice site recognition and cleavage.
AUGGCGGAAGCGGUUUUCCAUCCCCCGAGGAGGAAAAGAAGAGUGUUUGAGUCGUACGAGUCUCCCUUUCCCGUGGGUGCAGGCGCGAAGGACUUCAGAAUGUGCCAGGCUGAGAUCAUUAACAACAACGUUGUAGUGCGGAACCCUGAAGACAUCGAGCAGCUUUAUAACAAGGGCUAUUUUGGGAAAGGUAUCCUUUCAAGAAGUCGACCGGUGUACAGCAUUUCAGAUCCUUCACUGGUUGCUAAAUGGCAAGGUGCUAAUGUAAACAUGCCUAUAAUUGCAUCCAAAAAGUACCAGUAUCAUGUUCAGUGGGCUAAAAGUAUUUUGCGAGAGCAAGGAUUUGAUGACUGCUCGGUUACCAGGAUUCUUGAGAAUUACACUAAACCUCUUGAGCUACCAUUUUUGCAAGAGCAUGGAGCUGAACAAACCGAUAAUAGUUGCAACAGAAUGGGCCCAAACACAGAAAAUACAGAACUUCCCAGACAAUCUUCUACAUAUACGGGCAAUGUAGUAGCCCUGAGUCCUGAGGAUCAGGAUGAAGGCUGCAAGGAGGCCUGUUUGGAAGGAAAUCCGGAGUCUGAUCCUGUGGCCGUGUGGGGCUCUCAGGAGCAGGAACGAGGUGACCUGAAGGAGGGGGCUGAAGGGCCUUGCCAGAAGCAUGGCUUUCCUGGGCAUUGCGGCUGCAAGGCGAAGGGGAGCGCUCAGCAAGGGCCUUGUGAGAUGAUCAAGUCAAAGGAGUGUGCUCCAGAAUACGUGUUGGUGCAAGAGGAGGAAGAAGAUGGCUUGUGUCCUGAAGAUGGCUCUGCUCAUGCGCAAGGACACGUUGUCAAGAAGGAAAAACUAGUAUGCAGAAGAAAUCCAUUUAGAAUUUUUGAAUAUUUACAGCUCAGCUUGGAAGAGGCUUUUUUCUUGGUAUAUGCUCUGGGAUGUUUAAGUAUUUAUUACGGUGAGGAGCCCCUAACUAUUGUGAAGCUAUGGGAAUUUUUCAGUGAAGUGAAGCCCAACUUUAAAACUACUUACAUGGCGUAUCACUACUUCCGCAGUAGGGGCUGGGUCCCCAAAGUCGGACUGAAGUACGGAACUGAUCUCUUGCUGUAUCGAAAAGGUCCAGCCUUCUAUCAUGCAAGUUACUCUGUCAUUGCUGAAUUAGUGGAUGAUAAUUUUGAAGGUUCCCUUCGAAGACCGCUCAGCUGGAAGUCCUUGUCUGGGUUGAACAGAACAACUGUUAACGCUUCGAAGGAACUUAUGUUAUGCUAUUUGAUCAGACCAUCUGACAUGUCUGAAAAAGAGAUGUCGACACCAGAAUGUAUGAAAAGGAUCAAGGUUCAGGAACUGAUUGUAACUCGUUGGGUGUCUUCCCGUGAGCGCAGUGAGCAAGAUGAACUUUGA